This is a messenger RNA of Oxyura jamaicensis (ruddy duck), 3412 nucleotides long. It is a transcript of the gene BRINP2, whose product is annotated as BMP/retinoic acid inducible neural specific 2. Lineage: Eukaryota; Metazoa; Chordata; Aves; Anseriformes; Anatidae. Gene Ontology annotation, biological process: negative regulation of mitotic cell cycle; positive regulation of neuron differentiation. The record is from RefSeq and is a predicted model, not a curated record. Bases 221 to 2563 code for a protein of 780 amino acids. The transcript has 8 exons.
GCGGCGGCGGCGGCCGCGGAGCGCGGCGGGACCCGGGUGGCCGCUGCCCGCCGGGGGGCUCCGCGCCAUGGGGCGGCGGGGCCGGGCCCGGGGGGGCUGACACGGAGCAGGAGGGGACGGGGCAGGACGGGACGGAGAACCCCGGAGCCUGGGGGCAGGGCCCGUCCCUGAGGAGCGCGGCGGGGCGAGAGAAUGAAGAAGCCGGCCGGGCGGCAGCAGCAUGGGGCGGCAGGACCUGCGGCGCGCUGACGGGCCCCCGCCGAUGCUCCCGUGGCCACUGGCCCUGCUGGCCCUGAGCGCGUGCUGCCGCUGCGGGGCGGGCGGCGUGGUGCCCGAGCAGCAUGCUGCCGGCGCCGCGUCCCCUUCGUCCCCAUCCUCGCCUGGCCGAGCACCCCUCGACUGGCUCCUCACCGACCGGGGUCCCUUCUACCGAGCCCAGGAGUACGUGGACUUCACGGAGCGCUACCGGCAGGGUUUCACCACCAGGUACAGGAUCUACAGGGAGUUCGCCCGCUGGAAGGUGAACAACCUGGCCCUGGAGAGGAAGGACUUCUUCAGCUUGCCACUGCCCCUUGCCCCCGAAUUCAUCCGCAACAUCCGCCUGCUGGGGCGCAGGCCCAGCCUGCAGCAGGUCACCGACAGCAUCAUCAAGAAGUACGGCACGCACUUCUUGCUCGCCGCCACGCUGGGAGGAGAGGAGUCGCUGACCAUUUUUGUGGACAAGCGCAAGCUAAGCCGCAGGGCAGAGCCGGCGGGGGCCGGGAACAGCUCGGCGGUGUCGCUGGAGACGCUGCACCAGCUGGCGGCCUCCUACUUCAUCGACCGGGAGAGCACGCUGCGCCGGCUGCACCACAUCCAGAUCGCCACCGCCGCCAUCAAGGUGACAGAGACGCGGACGGGGCCACUCGGCUGCAGCAACUACGACAACCUGGACUCGGUGAGCUCGGUGCUGGUGCAGAGCCCGGAGAACAAGGUGCAGCUGCAAGGGCUGCAGACAGUGCUCCCCCCGCACCUGCGGGAGCGUUUCGUGGCGGCUGCCCUGAGCUACAUCGCCUGCGGCUCGGCCGGGGAGCUGCUGUGCCGCCGGAGCGACUGCCGCUGCCAGUGCCAGCCCGCCUUCCCCCACUGCAACUGCCCCGAGGCCGACGUGCAGGCGCUGGAAGGCAGCCUGGCCCAGCUCCAGCACGCCUGGGAGAGCCAUCACGGCCAGUUCGAGGAGUCAGAGGAGUUCCAGGCCCUGGUGAAGAGGCUCCCAGGGGACCGUUUCCUCAACAGGACGGCCAUCUCCCACUUCUGGGCCAUGGACCUGGACGUCCAGCACCGCUACCAGCAGCUGGGCACCAGCCUGAAGCUGCUCUCCAGGAAAACCCACCGCAUCAUCCGCAGGCUCUUCAACCUCAGCAAACGCUGCCACCGGCAGCCUCGCUUCAAACUGCCCAAGGAGAGGUCGCUUCCUUACUGGUGGAGCCGCGCGCAGUCGCUCCUCUACUGCAGCGAGACCGCCGUGCCUGGGACCUUCCUGGAGGAAAGCCACAGCUGCACGUGCCCCUCGGAGCAGCCCUCCUGCCAGGGGCCCAUUCCGUGUGCCUUGGGCGAGGGGCCAGCCUGCGCCAGCUGCGCCGAGGACAACAGCACCCGCUGCGGGGCUUGCAACCAGGGCUACGUGCUGGCCCAGGGCUCGUGCCGCCCCGAGGUGGCUGACUCGCUGGAGCACUACCUGGGGCUGGAGACAGACCUGCAGGACUUGGAGCUCAAGUACCUCCUGCAGAAGCGGGACAGCCGCAUCGAGGUGCACUCCAUCUUCAUCAGCAACGACAUGCGCCUGGGCAGCUGGUUCGACCCCUCCUGGAGGAAGCGCAUGCUCCUGACCCUGAAGAGCAACAAGUAUAAGCCCGGGCUGGUGCACAUCAUGCUGGCCCUCUCCCUGCAGAUCUGCCUCACCAAGAACAGCACGCUGGAGCCCGUCAUGGCCAUCUACGUCAACCCCUUCGGGGGGAGCCACUCGGAGAGCUGGUUCAUGCCCGUCAAUGAGGGCAGCUUCCCAGACUGGGAAAGGACUAACGUGGAUGCCUCUGCCCAGUGCCAAAACUGGACGCUCACCUUGGGCAACAAGUGGAAGACCUUCUUUGAGACGGUCCACGUCUACCUGCGGAGCCGCAUCAAGUCUCUGGACGACACCUCCAACGAGACGAUCUACUACGAGCCCUUGGAGAUGGCCGACCCCUCCAAAAACCUGGGGUACAUGAAAAUCAACAGCCUGCAGGUCUUCGGCUACAGCCUGCCCUUCGAGCCGGACGCCAUACGUGACCUGAUCCUGCAGCUGGACUACCCCUACACGCAGGGCUCCCAGGACUCGGCCAUGCUGCAGCUGGUGGAGAUCAGGGACCGGGUGAACAGGCUGUCGCCCCCCGGCAAAACCCGCCUCGACCUCUUCACCUGCCUGCUGCGCCACCGGCUCAAGCUGGCCAACAACGAGGUGGCCAGGAUCCAGUCCUCCCUGCGGGCCUUCAGCGCCAAGCUGCCCAACACGGUGGAGCAGGAGACGGGCAAGCUGUGCAGCUAACGGCCAGGGCUGCUCAGACGGCAGAGCAACGGGGACAGGAGAGAGGAAAAACACCCCCAACAGAUUAAAUCAAGGCCUUACCUUAGUGCCAAGCGCGUGCUUCCACGGUACACCCAGCCACCGGCCGAAGGGACGCAGGGCUCAAGCGGAGGAAGGCAGCAGGGCCUUGGGUGCAGGAUGACUCUGGUGGGAUCCCAGCAUGGGGACAUUGCUUCUGCUCGAGCACACCACUCUGGUGGCCAAGGGGAUGUGCUGCUGGCUGGGGGACACAGCUCAGCUGGAGGCAGCUGCUGGCCCCACCACAGCAAACCCUCCAAGACCCCAACCCGGUGCACACCAUUGGUUCCUGUAGCAACAAUCUCCAUGCUGCCCCAGCUUCGUAGGCUUUUUAAAAUGUCUUUCAGCCGAUGCUCUCACAUCCCAGCCGUCCUACGGCCGUGUCCUCGCACGUGGCACAGGGGGAACCAAGAUGUGAUGGGCAGAGCCGAGGCACCACCACCCCGUACGCAGGCAGGGACCUGGCGUCUGCCCUGCGGACACUGCUGUUGUGGACACCGGCAGCGACCUCUGGGACGCUUCUCCUUACAGCAAAACAAGAGCAAGAGAAGGAAAGAGAAAGAAAAAAAAAAAUGUUUUAUUUAUGUAUUUAUUUAUUUGGUUGGUUUGGGAGGGAGUUUUUUAAGCCUAUUUAUCUGGGGAGGGUUAUUUCUUGUCGGUGGCUCCAGCCAAGGGACAUCUUAGUAAAAUGUAUCUGUUUAAUAUAUUUUUUAAAAAAAUGCCUUUUUUUGAGCAAAAGAGCAACCAAAAACAACUGAGGAAAAAAAAAAAAAAAAAAAAAAAAAAAAAAAA